AUGUCUCUCGUGUCUUCGCAGGAAUUGACCCUGGAGCAGACCCUGAAGCUCCAGGAAUUAGUAGAGGCCGUGCCGCAGAUCUUGGCCGAAACAGACCACCCUGAAUACGACGAAAUCUAUGGAUACCGGAUUGGAAUUGACGGCGCAGAUCACGUGGAUACCGCUAUUAGAAACGAGAUCUUGCUCAAGUUUUUGAUUGCCACAGACUACGAUGUGGCAGCGGCACAACAGAAGGUGGUUAACACAUUGAAUUGGCGUAGGGAGUUUCAAGUCUUGAGUGCCGCCUACUACGAGAAAUUUGACGCCGGGCUCGAGAAGAUGGGUGUCAUUACCGAGUAUCCUGGAAAUGCCGACAAUUUCCGUGUGGUGACGUGGAACUUGUAUGCAAACUUAAAGAACCCCAAGAAGCUCUUUGCCAAAUACGGUGUUGGCGUUACGGAUGACGGCUCAGCGGCUGCGGAGAAUGACAAAAACAGUGUUCCUGGAACAAUGUUUUUGCGUUGGAGAGUAGGGCUCAUGGAGCGUUCUUUAUCUUUACUUGACUUCACUAACAAGGACAACAACAAGGCAGCGCAGGUGCACGACUAUUACAACGUGUCAAUGUUCCGCAUGGACCCUGGCAUGAAGGCCGCCACCAAGGAGAUUAUCCAGGUGUUUGGCGACAAUUAUCCCGAGGUUCUUUCGAAAAAAUACUUCAUCAAUGUGCCUUUGCUUAUGGGGUGGAUUUUCACCUUUUUUAAGGCAACGGGCUUGAUGAGCGCCGCUACAAUCAAAAAGUUCGAGAUGCAAAACCAUGGUGACUUGAGCACGUCUUUUGGCAAAGAUAAUUUGCCCAAAGAGUAUAACGGCGGGCACGAGAACAAGGCCGUGCCUGACAUUUUUGCUCUCGCUACCGUUGAUUCUAAAAUUGUUGUUCCCGAGUACGGUGCUAUUUUGUUGCAGAAACUCAAGGAUAAGUCCAGUCAAGAAGCUUCAAGUGCGACGAGAGAUACCGAGGUUGCGGAGGAGAUUACUAAUGCAGCCUAA
Molecule: messenger RNA, 1026 nt
Organism: Metschnikowia bicuspidata var. bicuspidata NRRL YB-4993
Lineage: Eukaryota; Fungi; Ascomycota; Pichiomycetes; Serinales; Metschnikowiaceae
Gene: SFH5
Product: Sfh5p
Exons: 1
Coding region: 1-1026 (341 amino acids)
Biological process (GO): regulation of exocytosis; Golgi to plasma membrane protein transport
Cellular component (GO): cortical endoplasmic reticulum; cytosol; plasma membrane
Molecular function (GO): phosphatidylinositol transfer activity
Source: RefSeq, a predicted model, not a curated record